UUUGGAUCUAGCAGACACAGAGGGCUGAGCGAUGUUCCGAAUGACAAGUGGUGAUAAACAGAGAGGAGGGGGAUGUCAGUUAUUUACAACUUCAUCACAGCAUUUUAUAGAAUUCAAGGUAUAUGUAGUAACAAGAUGCAGUAUAGUGGAUUCAAGAUGAACAGACAUUCUUUUUUCUAAUAUUAUCAAUCAAGAUUGUAAAUUUUAAUGUCUUAAAUAUAUUUUUUUAUGAAAGAGUUUUUAUAAAGUUUAUUACCAAUGGCUACCAAAAGUCCUGAUAGGGUGUCAUCUCUGGAGGCCCAUAAUCAUACCUUGAAGACAAAUUUAGAAGAAAUGCGAGCACAUGUUGGACAAUUAAAACAAGAACUUGAUCAAAAACAGAGCACUGUGAAGCAGUUAAGACGAGAGAAAGUUUUAGAAAUUAAACAAUUGCAACAGGAAAAUGAAAAACACUGCAAUACUCUCAUUAGUGAUUUGAAGUCUAAACUUCUCAGCGAAAAGAAAAGGGAGUUAUUCAACUUAAAGGAACAGCUUACAAAACUGCACAACACAGAAAUUAACAGGAUUUCUCAUACUAAAGAUGAAGCGUUAAAGAGAUUCAAAAUUGCAGCCCAAAAAGAAAAAGAGGAUUUCUUUUUAAGGAAGAAACAUGAAUUGUUAGUAGAAGCGAAGGAAGGUGCCACUAGGGUAUUUGAAGGAGAAAAAACGAAGCUUCUCCAAGAAGUUGACGAAUUGAAGAGGAGCAAGAAGCAGUUAGAGGAAGAGUUAAGUGUGACUGUGAAUGCAGAUAAACAGAAAGCAAUGGAUUUGAGGCGAUCACAUGAAGAGCAUUUAAGAGUACUGGAACAGAUUAGAAAGGAAGCCAAGACAGAUAUUCGCAGACUGAUUGAAGAGUUAAAAUCAAAAGACCGAGUGAUAGGUGACCUGGAAAAGGAGUUAGGUCAUCAAUCAAGCUAUUCUCAGCGUCUUCUGCUGGAGAAGGACUCCCUGGGAAACUUGCUCAAUCUGACCAAGAUGGCUGAAUCGUGGGAGAAGAGAUCACCAAGAGCCCUCAGUGCAAUGAAAAAAAGUUACAGUCUGGAUCUAGGAAAUUUAGCGGAUAAUGAAGAUUCAGAUAAAGAAAGACGUCUGCAAUUGAGAUUAUCAGAUUUAAGUAAUACAGUACGGAGACUAGAGGACAGGAAUCGACAGCUUAUGGAUGAGAAGACAGACAUAGAAAAGAAAAUGGCUAGCUCUCCCACUGGUUUUGCAUCUAGUUCCCAAGCAGAGAAGACUAGCAAA
Molecule: messenger RNA, 1281 nt
Organism: Anneissia japonica
Lineage: Eukaryota; Metazoa; Echinodermata; Crinoidea; Comatulida; Comatulidae
Product: janus kinase and microtubule-interacting protein 2-like
Exons: 4
Molecular function (GO): microtubule binding; kinase binding
Source: RefSeq, a predicted model, not a curated record